GUUAGCGCCUGGCGAAGGAAGGCCCCCACCUCUCCCCGUCUCUGCUGGUCGCUUUCUGGAAGCUUCUCGGCGGUUGUGGUGUGCGCGGAAGGCAAUCCGUGUCCAUCGGGGCCCAGGAGAGCGCGGGCAGCGAUGCCAGAGAACCUGAGCGCCAGGGCGGCCCCGGCCAACGCGGGGAACCGGGGAUCCGCAGGGAACCGCGGCUCCUACCAGGACAGGGACAAGCCUACCCAGAUCCGCUUCAGCAACAUCUCCGCCGGCAAAGCGGUUGCAGAUGCUGUUAGGACGAGCCUUGGACCAAAAGGAAUGGAUAAAAUGAUCCAAGAUGGCAAAGGAGAUGUGACAAUCACAAAUGAUGGUGCAACUAUUCUGAAGCAGAUACAGGUUCUUCACCCUGCAGCCAAAAUGCUGGUGGAGUUAUCCAAAGCACAAGAUAUUGAAGCUGGAGAUGGCACUACUUCUGUUGUGGUCAUUGCAGGUGCUCUUUUGGAUGCUUGUUCCAGGCUUCUUCAGAAGGGAAUUCAUCCCACCAUCAUUUCUGAGUCAUUCCAGAAGGCACUGGAGAAAGGUGUUGAAGUCUUGACCAGUAUGGGACAGCCUGUUGAGCUGAGUGAUAGAGAAACCCUACUUAACAGUGCAACUACAGCACUGAAUUCAAAAGUUGUAUCACAGUAUUCUAGUCUGCUUUCUCCAAUGAGUGUAGAUGCUGUAAUGAAAGUGAUAGAUCCAACUACAGCCACUGGUGUGGAUCUUAGAGACAUUAAAAUUGUCAAAAAGCUUGGGGGAACAAUUGAUGACUGUGAAUUGAUUGAAGGGCUGGUCCUUACUCAGAAAAUAUUGAAUACUGGUAUUACCAGAGUGGAAAAAGCUAAGAUUGGUCUCAUUCAAUUUUGCUUGUCAGCGCCAAAAACAGACAUGGAUAACCAGAUUGUCGUUUCUGACUAUACUCAAAUGGACAGAGUCCUGCGAGAAGAAAGAGCCUACAUUCUGAAUUUGGUUAAGCAAAUCAAGAAGACAGGAUGCAAUGUGCUGCUCAUUCAGAAAUCUAUUCUACGGGAUGCUCUAAGUGAUCUAGCUCUACAUUUCUUGAACAAAAUGAAGAUCAUGGUGAUUAAAGAUAUUGAAAGAGAGGACAUUGAGUUUAUAUGCAAGACUAUUGGAACUAAGCCAGUUGCUCAUAUUGAUCAGUUCACUGGAGAUAUGUUGGGAACUGCUGAAUUGGCAGAAGAAGUAAAUUUAAAUGGAUCUGGAAAACUAAUAAAGAUUACAGGCUGUGCAAGCCCUGGAAAAACUGUAACAAUUGUGGUACGUGGUUCCAACAAGCUAGUGAUUGAAGAAGCUGAGCGUUCAAUUCAUGAUGCUUUGUGUGUCAUCCGCUGCUUGGUUAAGAAAAGAGCCCUUAUUGCUGGGGGUGGAGCACCAGAAAUUGAAUUGGCAUUACGCUUGAAUGAAUAUUCUCGCAUCUUAAGUGGCAUGGAAUCUUACUGUGUCCGCGCUUAUGGAGAGGCCCUGGAAAUUAUUCCAUCUACCCUGGCUGAAAAUGCAGGCCUUAACCCUAUUUCUACUGUAACAGAAUUGAGAAACAGACAUGCACAAGGAGAGAAGACUGCUGGCAUUAAUGUUAGAAAGGGGGGAAUUUCCAAUAUCCUGGAAGAGUUGGUGGUCCAGCCAUUACUGGUAUCUGUCAGUGCUCUGACCCUAGCUACAGAAACUGUCCGCAGUAUCCUUAAGAUUGAUGAUGUGGUAAACACUCGAUGAGAAGUCUAAAGGAAGAGACAGUACAGCUCAUCAACAUGUUAUAUGUUUAAAAUGACACCUUCACAGAAACCCUGUGUUAAGGAUAUCUACUUAACUCCAAGUUACACUCAUGUAGUUUUGACAAUUUAAAUUAAUAAAACUUCAGAAAGAAAA
Molecule: messenger RNA, 1911 nt
Organism: Sceloporus undulatus (fence lizard)
Lineage: Eukaryota; Metazoa; Chordata; Lepidosauria; Squamata; Phrynosomatidae
Gene: CCT4
Product: chaperonin containing TCP1 subunit 4
Exons: 14
Coding region: 133-1758 (541 amino acids)
Biological process (GO): protein folding
Cellular component (GO): chaperonin-containing T-complex
Molecular function (GO): ATP hydrolysis activity; ATP-dependent protein folding chaperone; ATP binding
Source: RefSeq, a predicted model, not a curated record